Messenger RNA from Heterocephalus glaber (naked mole-rat), 8230 nucleotides. It is a transcript of the gene Ankrd50, whose product is annotated as ankyrin repeat domain 50. The record is from RefSeq and is a predicted model, not a curated record. Lineage: Eukaryota; Metazoa; Chordata; Mammalia; Rodentia; Bathyergidae. Gene Ontology annotation, molecular function: protein binding.
GGGUGGGGAGGAGCUCGGCCGGGGCUGCCGGGGCAGCUGGAACUGGCAGUCGCCGGGAGGCUGGAGGCGGAUUUGGAGCUGGAAGCGAGCUCCGGGCCGGGCAGAGGAGGCGGCUGCGGUGCGGCCGCGGGAGCGCUGCUGGCGGCGGCUUCUCAGCGGAGCAAGUGCCCGGGCUGAGUUACUUAUGGAAAUUGUUGAUUACCUGGACAUCGUAGAGUCAAGGAAGCUGUGAACAGGUUCAUUAAGAAUCUGCUGUCUUGAAAAAUGCAUUUUAUGAAUGCUUUGAAUUAAGAAGGUGUUAACAGUGGUUUGUCAUUUCUGCCACAUAAGAAACUAUAAUCUGAAACAGUUCCCGGCAGUUACCCAGAUGCCUGAAACUGGCAAGAACUAGAACAGUUAGUGAUCAUCCUUCAACAAGAAAUACAGAUCUACCUAAGUACUGUAUAAAUGUAUUAUCUUUGAUGACAUUUAAGAUAAUGGGCAGCUUUUCUGCAUCUGCAUUUCAGAUACAGCAUUAACACCUGGAAAAGUAUUUCAUGUUAAUUGAAAGAUUGGGCUUUCUCUUUAGUUUCCAGAUGUAUUGUCUCAUCUGUAGACUUGAAACAUCUACAAUCACAUAAGCUCCAGAUACGACCAUGGAGUUGUAUGGCCCAUCAAGAUACAGCAAAAGUGUUGCUGAGCUUUGGCACCAGUCUUGUUUCCAUCAGUUCAACAAUUAAUGUAAUAUGUGCUCUGCUAAUCAAGAAUAUGGAGCCAAAGAAAGUCGUGCAGAUUCUGUUGCCAAAUGGACUCUGUGGCUGUAGAAUUUUACUGUGACUUGUUACUCUUGUCAUUUAAAGUCAGCUGAAUUUGCAAAUUAUGUCCAAAUGGAUAUAAAGACCUGUGUUGAUGUAUCCAUAUUCUAGCAAAUGUUGAAGAUAAAAACCCUAUUAUGACUAACCCUUGGGAAGAGAAAGUCUGCAAAAUGGCCCAAACGAGUUUACUGCAAGGGAAGCAGUUUUACUGUAGGGAAUGGGUUUUCCACAAGCUCCAGCAUUGCCUCCAAGAGAAAACAAACUGCUGCAACAGUGCUGUCAACGUACCACCCCUUGUGAUGAAUUCUGGGAAUAAUGCUAGUGCUGUCUCUGGAAAGGGAGCUGCCUGGGGUGUGUUGUUGACAGGAGGGCCUGGCAGUGGCAAGACAGCUCUGUGCACUGAGCUCUUGUGGCCAAGUUCACCUACAAGCUUGCAGAGAGGUUUACAUCGCCAGGCUUUGGCCUUUCAUUUCUGCAAAGCCCAGGACUCCGAUACUUUGUGUGUUGGAGGGUUUGUUAGAAGCCUAGUUUCCCAGAUCUGCCACAGUGGACUACUCCCAGGAUAUGAGGACAAACUGAGAGAUCCGGCAGUCCAAAGCCUCUUACAGCCUGGGGAAUGCGAGAGGAACCCUGCCGAAGCAUUUAAAAGGUGUGUUCUGCUCCCGCUCUUGGGAAUGAAGCCUCCACAGCAGAGUCUGUACCUGCUCGUGGACUCUGUCGAUGAAGGGUGUACCAUUACUGAGGGUGAACAGACAUCAACCAGCUUCUCGGGGACUGUGGCAGAGCUCUUAGCUGGUAACCAUGAGUUCUUUCCACCGUGGCUUUUGCUUCUCUGUUCUGCCAGGAAACAGAGUAAGGCUGUUACUAAGAUGUUUACUGGUUUUCGAAAAAUAAGUUUAGAUGACCUUCGGAAGGCAUACAUUGUCAAGGAUGUCCAACAGUACAUUCUUCAUCGUUUAGAUCAAGAAGAGGCCUUGCGACAACACCUUACUAAAGAAACUGCAGAGAUGUUAAAUCAACUGCACAUUAAAAGCAGCGGGUGCUUUCUUUAUCUAGAACGAGUUUUAGAUGGAGUUGUAGAAAAUUUUAUUAUGUUAAGAGAGAUUCGUGACAUCCCGGGAACUCUAAAUGGUCUCUAUCUCUGGCUUUGCCAAAGACUUUUUGUAAGAAAACAGUUUGCAAAAGUUCAGCCUAUUUUGAAUGUGAUACUUGCAGCCUGCCGACCUUUGACCAUAACGGAAUUAUAUCAUGCAGUAUGGACCAAAAAUAUGUCAUUAACCUUGGAAGACUUUCAACGAAAGUUAGAUGUCCUCUCUAAACUUCUUGUUGAUGGACUAGGAAAUACUAAAAUACUGUUUCACUAUAGUUUUGCAGAGUGGCUUCUAGAUGUGAAACACUGCACUCAGAAGUAUUUAUGUAAUGCAGCAGAAGGACACAGAAUGUUGGCUAUGAGUUAUACCUGUCAAGCAAAGAAUUUAACACCAUUGGAAGCACAAGAAUUUGCUUUGCACUUAAUUAAUUCAAACUUACAAUUAGAGACAGCUGAGCUAGCUCUGUGGAUGAUAUGGAAUGGUGCACCUGUCAGAGACUCUCUGUCUACUUUAAUUCCCAAGGAACAAGAAGUACUACAGCUGUUGGUUAAAGCUGGUGCUCACGUCAACAGUGAAGAUGAUCGCACUUCAUGCAUUGUUCGACAAGCCUUAGAGAGAGAGGAUUCCAUUCGGACAUUAUUAGAUAAUGGAGCUUCAGUAAAUCAGUGUGAUUCAAAUGGAAGAACAUUAUUGGCUAAUGCUGCAUACAGUGGCAAUCUUGAUGUAGUGAAUUUACUUGUCUCUAGGGGAGCAGAUUUAGAAAUAGAAGAUGCUCAUGGACAUACACCACUCACCCUAGCUGCUAGACAAGGUCAUACCAAGGUGGUUAAUUGUUUGAUUGGGUGUGGAGCAAAUAUUAAUCAUACUGAUCAAGAUGGUUGGACAGCAUUACGAUCUGCUGCCUGGGGAGGCCAUACUGAGGUCGUUUCAGCGCUACUUUAUGCUGGCGUAAAAGUGGAUUGUGCAGAUGCUGAUAGUCGAACAGCUUUGAGAGCAGCAGCAUGGGGUGGCCAUGAGGACAUUGUACUGAAUUUGUUGCAGCACGGUGCUGAAGUUAACAAAGCUGAUAAUGAAGGUAGAACUGCUUUGAUAGCAGCAGCAUACAUGGGACAUAGAGAGAUUGUGGAACACCUGCUGGACCACGGAGCAGAAGUAAAUCAUGAGGAUGUUGAUGGCAGGACUGCACUAUCUGUAGCUGCACUUUGUGUGCCUGCAAGUAAAGGGCACGCAUCAGUUGUUAGCCUCCUAAUCGAUCGAGGUGCAGAAGUAGAUCAUUGUGAUAAAGAUGGCAUGACUCCAUUGCUGGUAGCUGCCUAUGAAGGACAUGUCGAUGUGGUUGACUUGCUUCUAGAGGGAGGAGCAGAUGUAGAUCACACAGAUAACAAUGGUCGAACACCCCUGUUAGCAGCAGCAUCUAUGGGUCAUGCUUCAGUGGUAAACACACUUUUGUUUUGGGGUGCAGCUGUGGAUAGUAUUGAUAGUGAAGGUAGGACAGUCCUCAGCAUAGCUUCAGCACAAGGAAAUGUCGAGGUGGUACGCACUCUCCUGGACAGAGGGUUAGAUGAAAAUCACCGAGAUGAUGCUGGAUGGACACCUUUGCACAUGGCAGCUUUUGAAGGCCACAGGUUAAUAUGUGAAGCGCUUAUUGAACAAGGUGCUAGAACAAAUGAGAUUGACAAUGAUGGACGAAUCCCUUUCAUCUUAGCUUCACAAGAGGGUCAUUAUGAUUGUGUUCAGAUAUUAUUAGAAAAUAAAUCCAACAUUGAUCAAAGAGGUUAUGAUGGAAGAAAUGCACUGCGGGUUGCUGCAUUAGAAGGACACAGAGACAUUGUUGAAUUGCUUUUUACCCAUGGAGCUGAUGUUAAUUAUAAAGAUGCUGAUGGGAGGCCCACACUUUAUAUCUUGGCUUUAGAAAACCAACUUACAAUGGCUGAAUAUUUUUUAGAAAAUGGUGCAAAUGUAGAAGCAAGCGAUGCUGAAGGAAGGACAGCACUUCAUGUUUCCUGCUGGCAAGGCCAUAUGGAAAUGGUACAGGUGUUGAUAGCCUACCAUGCUGACGUCAACGCUGCAGACAAUGAAAAGCGCUCUGCUUUGCAGUCUGCAGCCUGGCAGGGCCACAUGAAAGUGGUUCAGCUUCUGAUUGAGCAUGGUGCAGUAGUUGACCAUACAUGUAAUCAAGGUGCAACUGCACUCUGUAUCGCAGCCCAGGAGGGACACAUUGAUGUUGUGCAGGUGUUACUAGAGCGUGGUGCAGACCCAAACCAUGCUGAUCAAUUUGGACGCACUGCUAUGCGUGUUGCAGCCAAAAAUGGACAUUCUCAAAUAAUUAAGUUACUAGAAAAAUAUGGUGCAUCUAGUUUGAAUGGCUGUUCUCCCUCACCUGUUCACACAAUGGAGCAAAAACCUCUACAAUCAGUGUCAUCAAAAAUGCAGUCAUUGACAAUUAAGUCAAAUAGCUCUGGCAGUACUGGCGGAGGGGAUAUGCAGCCUUCACUACGUGGCUUACCUAAUGGACCAGCUCAUGCAUUCAGUUCUCCAUCAGAAUCUCCAGAUUCUACCGUUGAUCGGCAGAAGUCAUCAUUGUCAAAUAAUUCCCUGAAAAGCUCAAAAAAUUCAUCUUUGAGAACUACUUCAUCUACAGCGACAGCUCAAACAGUGCCAAUUGAUAGCUUUCAUAACUUGUCAUUUACAGAACAAAUUCAACAGCACUCGUUGCCACGCAGUAGAAGUCGACAGUCAAUUGUUUCCCCAUCUUCCACAACACAGUCCUUAGGACAAAGUCAUAACUCACCGAGUAGUGAAUUUGAGUGGAGUCAAGUGAAGCCCAGUUUGAAGUCAACUAAAGCAAAUAAAGGGGGAAAAUCAGAAAGUUCUGGUAAAUCUGGAUCAGCUGGGAAAAAAGGUAAACAAAGUAAUUCCUCACAGCCAAAGGUUUUAGAGUAUGAGAUGACUCAGUUUGACAAAAGAGGACCUGUUGCCAAAUCUGGGACUAGUGUACCCCCUCAACAAGUGCCAGCAGACUCUCAGUGCAAAAUCAUACCUUCAACUCAGCAGGAAAUCGGCCGAUCUCAGCAGCAAUUUCUCAUUCACCAACAAAGUGGGGAACAGAAGAAGAGAAAUGGCAUAAUGACAAAUCCAAACUACCAUCUUCAGAGCAGCCAGGUUUUUCUUGGUAGGGUUUCAGUUCAACGGACAGUACAGGACAGAGGGCCUCAGGAAGUGUUGGAGGAGUACCCUUCCUCAGAGACAGACUUAAACCUUAAGCAAGCCCUGAAGCUGCAGAUUGAGGGUUCUGACCCAAGCUUCAACUAUAAGAAGGAAACCCCCCUAUAAAAGUUUCCUGUUCUGUGAAACAGAAGACAUUGUGAUUGAAGUGGUUCUUCAACUACUGGAUGAAAACAUAAAAUGCCUAUUGAUUUGAUGAAAUAAAAGUGAAGAAUGUAAUAUCUGCAGUACAGUUACCUUAAUUACUGUAAUGUGCCUAAAGAGUAAGGCUGCCUUCUCAAUGUAAUCCUCUGUGCUUAAAAAGUUUUUUUGUGUGCUUUGUAUUCACAACACGGAUAAGCACUUUUAGAAAAAAAAUGCAGGUGUAUACUGCAGUUCCCCGAUAAAGCUGAAAAAAUUUUGAGUAAAGUAUUUUAAGUUAAGAUUUGAUAAAUGUGCAUGUGCCAUGGUCAAGUGUAUGUGAAAAGGCAGUGUUCCUUGUAUUUAUUUUUUUUCUUUUUGUGGCAGAAGAAACUUAAUGCAUAAUGUUUCAGUCACAUUUGCAUUGUAGUGUGUGGCCUGUUUCUUGUAUCUUUAAAAAUGUUGCUCAAUAAAAUAAAUCUUGCAAUGGUUUUAUGUUCACUACACCUUCAGCAUUGGAUAAAAGUUUCUAUGUAAAUGCCACAUUGCGGUAAAAAAAAUGGUUUCUUGACAGAUUUCAAAAAAAUAAUUUCUAGUAUUAGGGAGCUGCUUUAAGUAGUUUAAAUCUGGAUUUUCUCAAUAGAAUACUCCUCAUCUCUGGCUAAAAGUGUCGAAACAAGCAAACAACCCGACUGUAGGCAGAACAGAGUUCCAUUUCAUUGGCUGGGAUGCAAUUUCACCUUCCACUCACUUGUCAUUCCACCUCCAAGAAGACAGACUAUCAUUCCUGAGGCAUGAAUAUUCUCAGGGACAAAGCCAUGCCUCAGUCGCAUGUGUGUGCAGAGGGAGAUGCACCUGUCUAUCCAAGGGUAGAGUUUUGAUCCCUGAACUAUUCAUUGACUACCCUUAUCUCUUCCUCACAGCUAACUGUAAUUCAUCAUUGUAAACAGUAAUGCUGGCUUCUCUCUCAGCUGUUUGUACUUGUAAAUCACUGCAUGACCAAAACAGCCCCACUGAAAAUCAGUUGGUUAAAUUUAAUGGUUCAGUUGGAUGAAUAUUCUUGAUGAAUGUAAUAUGUGCUGUCCUUCACAGAUGACGCCACUAAUGCAUUAGCCGUAGCACAUAUGUAUUUUUAACUUUUUUGACAAAAGUGAGGGAUUCACCCCUUUCUAUCCACAUACUCUUUCCUGUUUUCUUCUUUGAACAGUUGCAUGGAGGGUGGCUGAAUGCUGAGGUAAGAGAAGAAUCAGUAACCUAGGAAAUUACACUUGGUUUAAAUGAAGGACUCACAGCCCUGGCGUCCUGAAUGUAUUCUAAACCAGUGAAGCCAGCUUAGAUGGGUCAUAUAUAUGUUUGGAAAGGCUGACAAUGAUUUAGAAGCCGAAGUUUGGAUUUGGUUUGUGGAUGAGCCCUGGUCCUCUUACAGACCCGAGAAAUUCUGUUGUUUCCAUGUGCUGUUGAUAAGGAGGAAUGAGGAAAGAGAAUUUGGAGAUUCAGCACAAAACCAUUGCUACUACUGAAAAGAAUCCUUUAAAUAUGUCUUAGUAACAGAGGUCAGUAAUGUCAUCAAACAUGAAGGACACAUAUGUAAUGCUUUGUUCGUAGACAUAGAAAUGUGUAAUUGGUUAUGAUAAAUGUUUCUCACUUGAACCUAUGUGUAAGGGUUUUCUUGCUUUUAUUUUUUAAAGUCAGCAAAACUCAUUUUGUCUAUGUCAUCUGUAAGUCAUAAUCAGGACAAAGAUGAAAAGUUGAUCAGUUCAAUCAAAAUUAAGGUGACAUGGCAAUAUUGAUAGCUCGAAUGUGAAUGUUUCAAGUAUUGAACUCUUGUCCCUAUGGGAUAUUUAUUAAAUACACUUAAUAGGACUCUUGCAAAGUAGCCUUAAAAGUGUUGAUGAUUCUAUUACUAAAUAUGAACACAUACUAUUAUUAGAGCCAACUUUACUCACAUCUCAGAUACAGUACAUUUACAUUACUGUAGAGGAUGAAGCGCUAAUUUCUUAUUAGGUGUAUUUUUUUCUUAGAGAACCCUGAAAGCUGCCAGUUUUCUAUUAACCUUGAAUUAUUGAAAUUGUAUUUAUUUAAUUUUAUUGUUUUGACAAAAUUGCACCUUGUGACCAAAGGGCAAAGAUAUGGCUCAUUGCAUUAGGGAUUUAUGUGUUCAAAGAACUAAAUGUUUUCAUAUCCCUUCUUUAUACACUUGGAACAGUUGGUAGGAAGAGAGCCUGUUGGAAAAAUAUGAUUUUCAUAACUAUUUCUCUGCGUGUUUUUAUAUAAAUUAUGUUUUAGAACAGAACAAAAGUGACUUUCAGUUAGGAUAAUGAUAAGGGUGCUGGAAAUGCCCUGCUUUGCUUAUUUGUUUCUGUGGGGGAUUUACUACCAUGACUUAAAAAAUGGCUUCUGCUUCAUACGAAACUCCUAAAUAGCUAUUUUUGAAAUUGAAAUAUUUAAAUUUUGUAAAUCAGCUGUUGCCACUACACAACUUAGGAUGCCAUGCGCUUACAACAUUUUUAUAACAUUCCAUCAUCCCCAUUCCCUUGAAGUCAUGAUUUGCUAAUAAGGGAAGUUACAAAAAUACAGAAUGAAAAAUAAAAAUCUGGAUAUUGGUAGGAAAGGUUUGGGGAGGAAAACUGACCAGAAAUCAGCGUGCAUUGCAGAAUGCAGCCAAUAACUUUUGAUCCUCAGCCCCACUCCCACCCCUACCAGAGUGCUUACCAAAAAUAGUUCACUACUUAAAACUUAGAGUAAAUAUUUUUCUUCAUAUUGUUUUGGCUAUGCAAAUGUUUGUUUUGCUUAAUGUCCUCCCAUUUACACUUUCAGCAAAUGUAGUUGCAGACAAAUGCUUUUCUUUUUCUUUUUCCCUUGGUUUGGGGUAUGUAAAUAGCCUAAAAUGUACAUUGAAUUUCACAUUGUAAAAGUUUUAUUUUAUUCCUUGUAUUAUAUUAUGCAAAAUCCCUGUGUAUAUGAAAGUGCAUAAUAAAUAUAUUUGCUUUACAGAAGAAA